This is a messenger RNA of Haemonchus placei, 2004 nucleotides long. NCBI's taxonomy places the organism in Eukaryota, Metazoa, Nematoda, Chromadorea, Rhabditida, Trichostrongylidae. The record is from the annotation of a GenBank genome assembly.
AUGGCCACCACGUCGAAGUUGUCGUUCCGUGCCAGGAAUCUGGAUGCCAACAAGGGAAUGUGUGUAUACUUCGCUGCAGAACUCCCCGAUCUGUCCGAAUGUGCUCCAAUCGCCCGGGCAGUGGCUCAGAUGCCGACCGGCAUGGAGAAGGAGGAGGAGAUGGAGUCUCACCUCCAAGAUGCGAUUCUGGCGCAACAAGCGAGCACCUCUGGAGUUCGUGUCGACAAUCAUGUGAUUCCUACUCCAAAGGUAUUCCCAGUUGAUCCUAAACGUUAUGACGAGGUAUACCCGGUUCAGCCUCCUCCUCCGAAAAACAGUCUCAUCAAAGUACAAGCCUGGUUGGCUCUUGACAAAGAAGAAGCUGAGUAUGACGUUGAUUCCGAGGACGAGCGCUGGCUCGCUGAGAGGCCGCAUAUUGAUCCAAGGGCUUUGGAGCGGAUAUUUGAUACGCUCGAAACGAAAUCUUCUGAUAACAACAUUUGCUUGCCCGAUACAGCAAGAUCAGCUCUUUUAGCGUUCGAUGGCGCCAUCGUUGAUGAUGUAUACGACUACUGGCUGUCGAAACGAGGACAGAGUUCAGCUGUAAGGUCGCUGCAACUGGGAGUUGGAGGAUUAAUACCUCGCGUCCGUACAGAAUGUAGGAAGGAUCAGCAAGGCGGAGUGAAUCCCUACGUCGCAUUCAGGAGACGGGCUGAGAAAAUGCAGACGCGGAAAAACAGGAAAAAUGAUGAAGAUUCGUACGAGAAGGUGCUCAAACUCGGACAUGAUCUCCGAAAGACUGUUACCUUGUUCGAUAUGGUAAAGAGGCGAGAGAAGACUAAGAUAGCACUGAUUGAUCUUGAUUCGGAAAUACUUGCACAUCGUAUGGGAUUGCUCGAUUUUGGAUCAAAUAUUUAUAACCAGUUUAUUGCCAAGAUAAGAGAAUCAACUAAACUUUCAACUAGCGGUGUUGCAAAUGGUGUUGCGAAGUCUGAGGAAGAUGUUUUAUUGAAGAAAAAAGCGAAGCGGCGGAAGAUCAGGACUGUUGCUGCUAGUGUUGAUCGCGAAGUUCCCAGCAAGGCAUGGUUGAAAAAGAAUGCCGAAGUGUGGAAUCGUCCUCCAUCGGUUUUCGCACCGACCGGAGUCUCGCCUGUUGCUGAGGUUGACCUGUCAGCGGCUUCUGAAGAGGAUAGAGACGGGCCGUUUGUUUUCAAGAGAAGAAGGGGUUGCCUGUAUCGAAGCCCACUUCUUACUGGUAAUAACAAUCCGCCAGCGGACGAUCUGCCUUCGAAGAUUCCCAAAUCACGGCACUUGUACGAGACGUACCUUCCAAGUUGCGAUGGUGUCAUUCGUCGAAUCGGUCUGACGCGUCGAAGACUGGGAAGGGGAGGACGGGUGUUGUUUGACCGGUUUCAAUGUUGGGAUACUCCUCGCGUACCUAACCCUUAUGAUCCUUUCUCCGACGAUUUUCUGAGAGAUGGUUCAGUGUCUUUCCGCACUCGUCUUCGUCCUCGGCAGGAUCAGAGCGAUGUGUGCCCCAAGCGAUAUCAUCAUCCCUGGAGCCGCUCUGCCGAAGAGGAUUAUGAGCGACGAUGGUUAUCAAGUGGCUGUAAUCCACCUACUGCCAAAAGUCCUGCAGAGGAUGUUGGCUCAGAUAGUAAUCACGUGCACAUCGCAAGCAUAUCAUCCGAACCUCCCGUUAUAACUCAGUCGGGAAACGGAUUGGCGGGCAGAGUGGACCCAUCGACCCUAAUUUCGGCUAAGGAGUAUGGAGCUGUACCAGCAUCUGAUGAGUGGCGAGAGGCAAGUGGGUCGCCAUCGGAGUCGAAUUCCUCCACGGAUUGGGUUACUCCGCCUACGGCUACCCAGAUUUACCCCGCUUUAUCAAGUGAGGAGGAAGCAAGAACUGGUGAUCAUCCGAUUGCGAAGCAGCCACCCGUUAAUGUCAAAGGGUCUGUGGUGGGCGCGACCGAGAUCGAAUACCGUAGUCCAUUCCUACUGGCGCCUCCUACGGUUGGCAGCUAG